This is a messenger RNA of Neltuma alba, 2912 nucleotides long. RefSeq names its product beta-amylase 7. The coding region runs from base 453 to 2552 and encodes 699 amino acids. The record is from RefSeq and is a predicted model, not a curated record. Gene Ontology annotation, biological process: polysaccharide catabolic process. NCBI's taxonomy places the organism in Eukaryota, Viridiplantae, Streptophyta, Magnoliopsida, Fabales, Fabaceae. Gene Ontology annotation, molecular function: beta-amylase activity. The transcript has 11 exons.
UCGUCUCUUCACACACGAGCGAGCGCGCGCGCGCCUUCUCUGGCCCCUCGCAUGCUUCGCUCACACGCUCGCUUUUCCAUCGCCGGCCGGACCUCACAUCACCCCUCCCCCCGCCGGACAUCGCCGUCGCCUCCGUGUCCUCUUCUGGUUUGAUCUUAUUUGAUCCCUGCCUUCCCCAAUGAAUCGAUGCCGGACCGCCGUGCCGGUCGCCGGAAAAGUAGACGUUGUUGUAUCUCUGUAAGGACGACGGAAUUCGCCAACUUUGAAGGCGGAAGACGGAUCUGCAGUGGUUUCCGUUCAACGAACAUGAUUUUGCGCAUACAGCCUUUGAAAUUGAAACGUGCAUGGCCUUGCUAUCUGAAAAAGGAAACCUGUCGUAGACACAAUGGCACUGGGUAUUGAAAAAUCACUAGAGUAGUAUUUGACUGAAUUGAAGGUUCAGAUAACGGAAUAUGGCAACUGAUAUGCAAAAGCUAAUUGGAACAAGUGAAGAUGACGAGGAAGAAAUGGGAAUGGAUGUGAAAGAAGAGGAUGAUGAGGAUGAAGAGAAUGUAGGUAAUCACGAUGAUGCUCCAGUGAUGGUAGGCGCUGAUGGUGGGAUGGGAACUGUUAGUGGUAACAACAGUUUUCAACAGCGCCAGCAAUUUCAAGAACAAGCAAGCACUCCAGGUGGUGGUACUCGGAGGUGUAGGCCUCUAGAAGAGAAAGAGAGAACAAAGCUAAGAGAGAGGCAUCGUAGGGCUAUAACUGCAAGGAUUUUGGCAGGGCUUCGGAGGCAUGGAAACUAUAAUCUUAGAGUUAGAGCUGACAUAAAUGAUGUCAUUGCUGCUCUGGCGAGGGAAGCUGGUUGGGUGGUUCUUCCAGAUGGCACUACUUUUCCUUCAAGAUCUCAGGGUCAGAGACCGGCUGGUGGUACUUCUACUGUGGUGACUUCAUCAGCUUCCCAUAUGGCUUCCCAACAGACUACGCCUACUUCCCUCAAGGGAGCCACUUCAGGCUGCAGGAGCUCUUCAGAGUAUAAUGCCAGUCGAUUGAAAGGUGUUUUUAUGCCUGCUCCAACACCUUAUGAUCUAACCUCAGGUUCCCAGUCUCAAUCAUCAUCCAUGAUGGGUAGUGGAGAAGAACAGAGAGACAACCAUCCUCUCAUUGGCUGUUCAAUGGAUAAUGUUGAUGAGAAGCAGAUUGUGGACAUGCCCCACAGAUUAUCUGAGCGUGAUUUUGCUGGUACCCCAUAUGUUCCAGUUUAUGUGAUGCUACCGUUGGGUGUCAUUAACAUGAAGUGUGAACUUGUUGAUCCGGAUGGUCUAUUAAAGCAGCUGAAGGUGUUGAAAUCGUUGCAUGUUGAUGGUGUUAUGGUAGACUGCUGGUGGGGAAUAGUGGAGGCGCAUGCUCCUCUGGAGUAUAAUUGGAAUGGUUACAAGAAACUUUUUCAGAUGGUGCGUGAACUUAAGCUUAAGCUGCAGGUUGUGAUGUCUUUUCAUGAAUGUGGAGGCAAUUUUGGUGAUGAUGUUUGUAUUCCAAUACCCCAUUGGGUUGCUGAAAUUGGUAGGAGCAAUCCUGACAUUUUCUUCACUGAUAGAGAGGGAAGGCACAAUCACGAAUGUCUUUCUUGGGGAAUAGAUAAGGAACGGGUUUUAAGAGGUCGAACUGCUUUAGAGGUUUAUUUUGACUUCAUGAGAAGCUUCAGGGUAGAGUUUGAUGAGUACUUUGAGGAUGGUAUAAUCUCCAUGAUUGAAGUUGGACUCGGUCCAUGUGGGGAGCUAAGAUACCCAUCUUUCCCUGUGAAGCAUGGUUGGAGAUAUCCUGGUAUUGGUGAAUUCCAGUGCUAUGAUCAAUAUUUGUUAAAAAGUCUUAGGAAGGCAGCAGAAACAAGGGGACACCCCACGUGGGCUAGAGGACCAGAUAAUGCUGGUACCUAUAAUUCGCAACCACACGAAGCAGGUUUCUUUUGUGAUGGAGGAGAUUAUGAUGGUUACUAUGGCAGGUUUUUUCUUAGCUGGUACUCUCAGGUUUUGGUUGACCAUGGAAACUGUGUACUUUCUCUGGCAAAAUUAGCUUUUGAGGGAACCUGCAUUGCUGCAAAGCUAUCAGGUAUACACUGGUGGUACAAGACCGUGAGUCAUGCUGCUGAAUUAACUGCUGGGUUUUAUAACUCGUGCAAUCGUGAUGGUUAUGCUGCAAUUAUGGCGAUGCUAAAGAAAAACGGGUCAAGUUUAAACUUAGCCUGCGCUGACCUGCACUCAUUGAACCAGCAUGAGGACCUUCCAGGGGCAUUUUCAGAUCCUGAGGGAUUAGUCUGGCAGGUGUUGAAUGCAGCUUGGGAUGUUUGCCUCCCAGUUUCAAGUGAGAAUGCACUUCCUUGCCUAAAUAGAACUGGCUAUAAUAAGAUUUUGGAUAAUGCCAAGCCCAUGAAUGAUCCAGAUGGAAAACAUUUCACAUCGUUUACUUACCUGAGACUAAGUCCACUUCUUAUGGAAAGACAAAACUUCUUAGAGUUUGAACGAUUUGUGAAGAGAAUGCAUGGGGAAGCCGUUCUCGAUCUCCAGGCAUAGCGGGCUGGCUGGAUGCCGAAUCUGUAGGUUUUGUAAUAUUUAUAGCUCACCCCUUCAAAGCAGUCGGGGAUAUUCUAUUGCAGAUUAGUGGAAUAGGAUUGUCAUUUACUGUAUGAUAUAUGCAAGUUGGUAGUUAAGUAAUUGAAAACGCGGUUAAAUAUUUUUUAUAUUAUUUUCUCAAAAUCUAGCUACUCACAUUGUUCCUAGAGUGUAAAAUUUGUCCAUACUUGAUGUUGGCGCAUCAUUGAUAGUGAUGUAUACUUUCAUUUGCCUAGUUUGCUAUGGGGUGGCACAAACUACUCUUCUAGAAAAUCGAAUAGUUUUAAGCACAAUAUAUUCAUUCUUAUUAUUUUUUAAAAA